Molecule: messenger RNA, 1100 nt
Organism: Blepharisma stoltei
Lineage: Eukaryota; Ciliophora; Heterotrichea; Heterotrichida; Blepharismidae
Source: the annotation of a GenBank genome assembly
AUGAAAGAAAUGGAGACAUACAAGCAUGAAUCCUCUGACCAAGAAGAAGAGGACGUAGAUAUCUCAGAAGAAGGGUGGAUUCAAUGGUUUUGCUCUCUUGAAGGUCAUGAAUUUUUUUGUGAAGUCGACGAAGAGUUUAUCCAAGAUAAUUUUAAUCUCUAUGGUCUCUUAACUUAACUUAAUUAUCUGGUGUUUAAGGUGUCUAGUGCCGCAGCCCAAAGUGGACCUAUGGCAAAACUAGUGACGUAGGCGAGCCAUCUUGGAAACAGGUCAGCCCUGGCCAAGCCUUCUAUCGACUCCUGCUUCACCAGCCUUGCUGCACGUCUCACCCGGCGCGAUGCCGUCGCCCUUGUCUCGACUCAGCUCCUGCGCGUGUUCCGCCUGAGGGUCAUCUUAGCUUGGAGAUGUGCUGAGAGGUAAAAGCCCGAAAUCUUGAAAGGACUGAGGAGCAGUUCCUCUGGUUAUCCCCAAAGUUAAACCGCUAUUGCUGUUCAGAAGUUCUCGAGUGAAAACCUAACCCCAUAAUAAAAAUUCCAUGAGGGAGAGAAAAUUAGCAAAGCUAAUUUCUCUCGAACCGAAUGCCAUUUUAUUAUAAUCUCUAUGGUCUCAAAGAGAAAUUUGCACAAUACGACGAAGCUAUUGAAACUAUUUUAAGCACUGAAAUCCCAACAGAAGACGAUUUAGAAAAUGAUGGGUAUUUAGAAUUAUACCAAACGUCUGCUGACUUAUACGGACUUAUUCAUGCUCGAUUCAUAGUGACUCCACGAGGACUUUCUAUUAUGAAAGAAAAAUUUAUUGCAGGCCGAUUUGGCACUUGCCCACGAGUUAUGUGUGAGCGCCAACAUGUUCUGCCGGUUGGCCUGGCUGAAGUGCUCAGAACAAGCCGUGUAAAGAUUUUUUGUCCAAAAUGUAAAGAUGUGUACAUUCCUAAAAACAAAUACGCAGACGUUGAUGGCGCUUACUUUGGCUGCUCUUUCCCUCAUUUGUUCUUGCUUACUUAUCCAGACUUAAACCCUGUAAAAAUUACGCCUGAAUAUAUACCUAGGAUUUAUGGGUUUAAAAUAUUUAAAAGAAAAGGAUCAAAAUAUAGUAAAGUUUAA